Molecule: messenger RNA, 2512 nt
Organism: Anopheles stephensi (Asian malaria mosquito)
Lineage: Eukaryota; Metazoa; Arthropoda; Insecta; Diptera; Culicidae
Product: cell surface glycoprotein 1-like
Exons: 3
Coding region: 157-2388 (743 amino acids)
Cellular component (GO): extracellular region
Molecular function (GO): chitin binding
Source: RefSeq, a predicted model, not a curated record
AAGCCGUACGAAUGCAGCUCGGGCGCGGGAAGUUGCAACAGUCGCUUAAAUAAGCACAGGCGCACACCCGCCCAGCAUCAGUAACGAAACGACCCAGCCGACAGCAAGUCUUCGGGGAUCUGGAUUGCAACCGUAACAGUAAUAACCGCGUGCAGUAUGGAUUUUGUUUUCAGAGCGUUCUUUUUGCAGUUCCUGCUAUUCGGACUGCUGGUGCCACACGUACGACCGCAAACCGGAGGAACCGACUGCCAUGGCAAGGACUACCUGUGUCUGGACGAUGUGCGAUUUCAACUUUGUGUAGAUUAUGGUGAUGGGAAACCGACGACCGUUACCGAUGAGGUGCAGGUCUGCCCGCAGGGAACGUUCUGCAGCAACAGUGGACACUUCGAGUGCGACUCGUUCGUGCCACCGUCAACCACGGCGGAACCUCACGUUAACGUAGAUGAUAAUGCUACGGCACAGCCAGAAACGGAAGAAAGCGCAACGAAUGCGCCAGAAGUAGAGGUGGAGGAUGCACCUUUGCCUGCUGAAGAAGUGGAUGCCCCAGCAAGCAACCCUACGGCUACGGAGGGAACCACAAAUGAUGAGGACGCACCGGCAAAUCCCGAACCAGUCGAAGAGGAAGCCACAACGGUGGUAGAUGCGCCUGCAGAAGAAUCUUCUACCGCAGCCGUUGAAGCGGAGACUAACGAAGUUCCGGCAGAAGAAGAAGCAGAAGAAGAAGAAGCUGCAGUUCCAUCGGAAGGCACCGAAUUACCGGAACAACCGUCGGAAACAACCGUAGCAUCGGAGACGGUUCAACCCACCGAGGAGCCAACAUCGGUGCCCGAAGAAGAAACGGUCGAAACAACGACCGCGCAAUCAAACGCUCCGGAAGGCGAAGCAACGACGGUGGCACCAGCCGAACCGGAAGUAACCAAUCCUCCGGCAGAGGAAUCAACGACGCCAGCCGACGAAGAGACGACGGUUGCCCAGGAGACCGAACAAGAAUCAGUUGCAACGGAUGCACCCGAGGCAGAAGUUGGCGAAAACACGGAAUCGGUUGUAACGACCGAAGAGACGGUGGGUUCGGAAUCCGACCCAACGGAAGCGGUAGAACAAUCGUCCACGGAUGCAUCGGAAGCCGUCACGACGGAGGAAAGUUUGCCAUCGGAACAAUCAACGGAGGGUGUUGCUUCGGAGACUGAAGAAUCUCAGGACUCAUCAACGACCGCAUCUGCAUCGGAUGCCCCUGAGCAGGAGGAAACGGACGCCCCCGUGGAAAAUGGUAGCGAGGCACCGGAGUCAACCGAUCUUCCAGCUGCCGAGGAAACAUCCGAGCCCUCAGUAGUUCCAGAAGUGUCAGAAUCGACCUCCGAACCGUCGUCCGAGCCAGAGGCUACCGAAUCGACCGUUUCAAGUUCCGAACCAUCAACGGAACAAGAGGCUGUAGAUACAACGCUUGCUCCAGAAACACCUGAACCCACCACCACCGUGUCUGAGGAGCCAGAAACUCCCGAAUCGAGCAGUGUUAGUGAGGAACCGGCGGAGACGACGGCAUCGGUCACUGAGAGCGAAACCACUUCAACUCCCAGCGACGAAGAAACCUCAUCGUCCGAUCCUAACAACAGCGAGUCCGGCUCGAACGAAGGAUCCUCGUCCCAGGACUCCACGGAAGCCCCAUCCGCCGAAUCUGGUUCCGACUCGAACGAAAGCAACCCAGUCGCACCGCAAGCACCGGGUUCCAGCCCGUUCGUGUGUCCUGCUGCCGGUCGCUUUGCAAACCCUACCGACUGUCACAAGUACUACGUUUGCUUCUGGCUGCCGUUCGGACUGUACAGUCUCGAGCAGAACUGUCUGACCGGGUACGCGUACAACCCGACGCUGGAACGGUGUACGGCCGACCAGAGCGUUUGCUUCCCGGGCGAGUUUACGUGCAUGGGACCGGGUCGCUUCCCGGAUCCGACCGAUCCGACCCAGUACUUCUGGUGCGUGUGGAACAUGUUCGGCGGCUACCUGCAGUACAAGAUGCAGUGCCCGCUGGGACAGGUGUUUAACCCGUUCCGUGGACGUUGUGCGUUUGUUGUAGCGGGCCGCGCCCUUCCGUUCGACGAUAUGCUGGACGAAGAAGAGACCGUUGCCGAGGAGUUGUCAACCCAAGCGGCUGUGGAGGAUGUUCUACCGGUGGAACCCGUUGCUCCGGUGGAAGAACAACCGAAGCUGAAGGUCAAGUUCCAAUGUCUGGAAGAGGGCACGUUUGCCGAUCCGAACAACUGUGGCCGUUAUUUCGUGUGCACCCUCAAGAAGCUGGACAAGUUCAAGAAGAGCAAGUUCAAGUGCGCUGCCGGCGAACGCUUCGAUCCGCUGGUGAGCAUGUGCGUUCCGGAUGAGGAUGCCCUGUGCGAGUAAUCUCCAGGAACCUCAAAGAAUCUCAAGCUAGUGGCUAGUUAGAAGCAGAGUGUAACAGGAAUCGUUUCGUACGCAAAUAAACUAUUUAUCGAUAAAUUAUCAUUUCUGGCAAGUUAGAAAAACA